AUGGAGGCGAGGGGCAGGGCAAGGGACAGGUGUAUAUUAUCUAUCUACGAAGUCGCCCUUUUGCAGCCGCGCGCAGGUCCGGCGUGUGUGUAUGCGGUGGUGGAGCGAAACGUCUCGCGCUUCUUCUCUCUGGCGGGUGGCUUCGCAUGCAUGCAGCAUUACAUUCCCGGGUCUCAUCUCUUGCCCACCGGCGCCAGAGCGGCUGUUUCUAUCGAAAUAAUCUCCAUCCGGCCGCAGCAUCAGCAGCAGGGGAAACACACAGUUUGUCUGCCUGGCACACCCGCGCCAUCGGUGAAAAGCAAGCGAGCAAGCGAGCAAGCGAGCAAGCAGCAGCAGGCGCGUCACAUCCUCGAAUAUCAAGGCGCGGGGCGCUUCGGGCGACCAGCGGUAAAGGAUUGAGAGGUCCUCAGGGCCAGGAAAGGGGCUGAUAGGCCAGUUGAAGAGGGUAGGCGUGCAACAAGGGGG
Gaeumannomyces tritici R3-111a-1 is the source of this 465-nucleotide messenger RNA. RefSeq lists its product as hypothetical. Bases 1 to 399 code for a protein of 132 amino acids. The record is from RefSeq and is a predicted model, not a curated record. Lineage: Eukaryota; Fungi; Ascomycota; Sordariomycetes; Magnaporthales; Magnaporthaceae. The transcript has a single exon.